UCCUACAUUAUUUGUGAACCUUCUUUCCAUGUUUCUCUGUUACCAGUCUUUUCGUUCCCUUCUAAUAAGAACCUUCAGCUAAUUCCUUUUUGAAAUAAAUAAUAUAUACUCUAAAACCUAAAGGAAAAUAAUUUUCUUUUAAGUUUUCUUUAAUAUGACAAACGAAGCAGCUUUGAGAUCGUCAAUGGUAGGUCUUGCAGUGGUGAUGGUGUUGGUAUGGUUAUCGACACAGUCUUUAAACAAGACGGUUGUUACUUAUGCGAUCGGUGUUUCUCUGAUCGCUGGCAUAGUUUUACCGGAUUGGGACUUCUUUGAUCGGAGUUUCUCCCGGUGGACCUAUCCUGUUACAGCCGAGGAAAGAGCCGCCGCUCUCUCCCGCAAAUCCCAACCUUCAAGCAGGUUUAGAGUGUACCCUAUGCGGAUGGUUGUAUACGGAACGGUGUACGGAUAUGCAGUGUAUAGGUGGUGGAGGUUCGUGACGAAAUGAGCCAUUUUGUUCCAUCUUCCUUCUAUAUGUUCAGUGUUGAUUAACAUAUUAUGUUAGCAAUUUUCAUUUAAAUAAAAAUUAAUUUGAUUUUUGAAUGAUACAUAACCUACUGAAACCAAACGAGAAAAACAAAAUCCACUGUUGCAUAUUGGUGUCUGUAAAAGAUAGUACAAAAAUUGUAAAAUAUAAUGGUGAAGUUGUACUGAAAAAAUAUGAAGCAAAAUAAAUAAAC
This is a messenger RNA of Eruca vesicaria subsp. sativa (arugula), 719 nucleotides long. The record is from the annotation of a GenBank genome assembly. NCBI's taxonomy places the organism in Eukaryota, Viridiplantae, Streptophyta, Magnoliopsida, Brassicales, Brassicaceae.